AUGAACGCAAAUCCACUCCCCGACGAUGCCUUUGAGAUCCCCGACUCGACGGAUUGGCUCGCCACUCCUCUCCCCUCUCUGGCGGCCGUCGAGGCAGCCCUACGAUGUCAAGUCUGCAAAGACUUCUAUACGACGCCCAUGAUCACAUCUUGCUCGCAUACAUUCUGCUCGCUUUGCAUACGACGGAGCUUGACCCACGAUGGCAAAUGCCCUGCUUGUCGGGCAGGGGACCAGGAAAUGAAGCUGAGGCAGAACUGGGCGAUGGAAGAGCUGGUGGAGGCUUUCAAGAAGGCGAGACCAGAGGUUCUGGGGUUUGCGACAAGGCCCGUGGAAAGGAGCACAUCCCCGAAACGCAAACGGGUAGUGGAGGAAGGGGAAGACGGCAGUACUCCUAGACGGAAGAGAACGAGGUCUGGGAGGCGGAUACUGCCAUCUUCACAGAUUGUAGCACUUGAUUCUGACGGCGAUGAUGAGGAUUACACUCCUGAGGAAGAAGAACCCAAAGAUGGACUGGUGCCCUGUCCAAUAUGCCAGGAGCGGAUGACAGUCCAAGCAGUUGAAGCACAUAUAGACCACUGCGACGGCGAACCUCCUAGCAAGAAGAAGGGGGCUAGAAACUCAACACAAAACCCCACAAUACAUAAAGCAAUAAAGAGACCCGAACGACUUCCUCACCCGCACUAUUCUGGACUCAAAGACGCAGCGCUCCGAAAGAAGCUUGCAGAUCAGGGCAUCUCCUCUUCCGGGUCAAGGCAGUUAAUGGAGAGACGAUACACAGAAUGGGUUACGUUAUGGAACGCAAACUGCGAUUCGAAAAAUCCGAAAGGGAAGAGUGAGUUGAGGAGGGACCUGGAUCUCUGGGAAAGGACCCAGGGAGGUAGAGCUGUGGUGUCCUGGAAAGAGCAGGAAAUAGGGUCCCAGAUUAGGGACAAGGACUUUGAUGGGAAGGCUUGGGCGGAGAAGAAUGACGAGGCGUUUAAGCAACUUAUUGCUAAUGCGAGGAGGAAACCUGCUGCGAAGGCAUCGUCUUCGUCUUCUGGCUCCGGGCCAAUUCAGGGAGAGGCAGUUGAUGGACCAUCCGUGGCAUUGCGCACCCUGGACCGGCCAGACACUGAGUCGAAUGAACAACCAAGAGCAACAACGUCACUGGUCACAUAUAAGGGAUCUCAGACCAGAUUCUUUCAAGAACCAUCAUCACCCGGCCAUACAGGUCCACUCCCAUCCCCACAACGUCAAGGCACAUCGACACUAGACAAAGAUACAGCUAUCAAUCCAGAUAGAACUACAAUCAAACCUCUAGAACCGUAG
Messenger RNA from Amorphotheca resinae ATCC 22711, 1308 nucleotides. RefSeq lists its product as hypothetical. The record is from RefSeq and is a predicted model, not a curated record. The transcript is spliced from 2 exons. Gene Ontology annotation, molecular function: single-stranded DNA binding; ubiquitin protein ligase activity. Bases 1 to 1308 code for a protein of 435 amino acids. Lineage: Eukaryota; Fungi; Ascomycota; Leotiomycetes; Helotiales; Amorphothecaceae. Gene Ontology annotation, biological process: DNA damage tolerance; protein monoubiquitination. Gene Ontology annotation, cellular component: Rad6-Rad18 complex; nucleus.